Anolis carolinensis (green anole) is the source of this 14051-nucleotide messenger RNA. RefSeq names its product cholinergic receptor muscarinic 3 (gene chrm3). Gene Ontology annotation, molecular function: G protein-coupled serotonin receptor activity; G protein-coupled acetylcholine receptor activity. Lineage: Eukaryota; Metazoa; Chordata; Lepidosauria; Squamata; Anolidae. The coding region runs from base 1139 to 2932 and encodes 597 amino acids. The transcript is spliced from 5 exons. Gene Ontology annotation, biological process: chemical synaptic transmission; saliva secretion; positive regulation of smooth muscle contraction. Gene Ontology annotation, cellular component: plasma membrane; synapse; dendrite. The record is from RefSeq and is a predicted model, not a curated record.
GGUGGCCAAUGAGGGGGGCGCUCGAGAGCGGAGUGGCGUGGGAGGGUGGGGGGAGUCCGAGGGGGCGGCGGCUGCGGCUGCUGCUGCUCGAACGGCAGCGGCGGCGGCAGCGGCUCCUUCUCCGGCUCCGACUCGGACAUUCCGGCAGUCCUACCGGAGCGGCUGGGCGGAGAUGUGGCGCUGGGUAGGAGGCGCGAGGUGAAGGCGCGGGGUUUCCUAGCCAGGGAGGCGCAGGUGGGAGCCCAGCGCCGCAAAGCAGCGCCUCCAGCCCGCCCGAGCGCCCGUGGCGAGGGGCAAAGGCGCGGGACGCUACUCGCCUUGUCGACCCAGCGGACCGCUCUUGUCCCGCCUCUGGAAAGGGCGGGCGACCUGUCUCCGUCAGCCAGGUGAGCCCGACUUCUCCUCCCUCCCUCCCUCCCUUUCGCCGGGGAAGAAGAGCCUCGGAGCGCGCGGGUUUCUCCUCAGCUGUCUUUCCGCGCAAAGUUUCUGGCGUGGAGUCCCGCGGGGCGACGGCAAUCUAUCUGAGUUUGUGUUCCGCAGAGGCAGGCUGUUCUCUGAAGAACCCAGAGCCUUCGGUUUACCAGUAAUGGAAGCAAUGAUUCAAAGAACACUAUCUCUUCUGUGAUCCAGUUAUUCCACUGUUGGUUUGUUCAUCAUCAGUUGUGAAGAUUUGGAGGCUGUCUUGCCAUUUUGGUGGUUUUUCAACAAGCUAUGCACAUUCCACAUUUAGUUAGCCUUUUUCUCCAUGAUGAUUAAUGGCUGGAAGAUGUACUUCUGCUGUAAAAACCAGCCGUUAUGUCAUGUGAAUUCGCCAGAGUAUUUGUCAGAUCUUCCCUACGAUCCAUGGUUUUGAGGAAAAUGAGACCCUUGCCAAUUUAUUCAAUUGAAGAAAAUGGACCCUUGCUAAUUUCUUCAAUCUACUCCGUCUCACAUUCUGUUGAAUUCUUCUAAAUUGGGGCCAUGUUCACUGAAAUAUCUUUAUGGUAUGCAAUGUGCCAUGAGAUGUUCAUGGAUUGGAUAAAUUACUGCACUUCUCCCCCUUCAAAGAUGUACAGAGGCUUCUUGUGGAUACAGAAGGCCUGACCAACAGAGUACAGGACACAAGGCUUAUUUUCCAAGACUAUGCCAGAACGUCAACAUGGUCCCAUCUAGCAACAGUACAGCGUCCUUCUUAGUUUCAAAUGUGAGCUCCUUCUGGAAUCAAGAUUCCCACGGUGCAGGGCUUCUGAAUGAUGCCUCCUCUUUCACCAGCAGCCAUGGCCUCUCUCAGACAAACGAAAACUUCUCUAUCAUCCCCAAGAACAUGAGUAAUGCAUCCCAAAUUCCUCCUGAUCCUCUGGGUGGGCAUGCAGUCUGGCAAGUUGUUUUAAUUGCUUUCCUCACUGGCAUCAUAGCCCUUGUGACGAUCAUAGGAAACAUUCUGGUGAUUGUGGCAUUCAAAGUCAACAAGCAGCUUAAAACUGUUAACAACUACUUUUUGCUAAGCCUUGCCUGUGCAGAUCUCAUCAUUGGCAUUAUUUCCAUGAACCUUUUCACCACUUAUAUAAUCAUGAAUCGCUGGGCUUUGGGAAACUUGGCCUGUGACUUGUGGCUCUCCAUUGACUAUGUAGCCAGCAAUGCCUCUGUCAUGAAUUUGUUGGUCAUCAGUUUUGACAGAUAUUUUUCCAUUACAAGGCCGCUUACCUAUAGAGCUAAGCGAACAACCAGAAGGGCUGGGGUGAUGAUUGGUUUAGCGUGGGUCAUCUCAUUUAUCCUUUGGGCACCUGCGAUUCUGUUCUGGCAGUAUUUUGUAGGAGAGCGAACUGUCAACGAAGGUGAAUGUUACAUCCAGUUCCUAACGGAACCAACCAUCACUUUUGGCACUGCCAUUGCUGCCUUCUAUUUGCCAGUGACCAUUAUGAGUAUUUUGUAUUGGAGGAUAUAUAAGGAGACAGAGAAGCGUACCAAAGAAUUAGCUGGACUCCAGGCCUCAGGGAGCGAAGCUGAGGUGUCACGCUUUGUCAACCAGACAGGCAGCUCUAGAAGCUGCAGCAGCUAUGAGCUGCAGCAACAGGACACAAAACGCUCUCACAGAAGGAAAUAUGGAGGCUGCCAUUUCUGGAUGAUUUCAAAAAGCUGGAAACCUAGCUCUGAUCAGGUUGAUCAGGAGCAUAGCAGCAGCGACAGCUGGAACAACAAUGAUGGCAAUGCGUCUCUUGAAAACUCUGCCUCUUCUGAUGAAGAUGACAUUGCCUCUGAGACCAGAGCUAUCUAUUCUAUUGUUCUGAAGCUUCCAGGGAACAACACAAUAAUCAACUCUACAAAACUGCCCUCAUCAGAAGACUUGCCUCAGUCAGAAGAUGAACUGCAGAAGCUGAAUGCAGAGUCACAGGAGGGGAAGCCUAAAAGGCUCCAUCCACAAAAGAGUAUGGUGGACGGAAACUUACAGAAAUGCUUUCCCAAGCUUCCAGUUCAACCAGGACCAGCAGCACACACAGGAAAGGCUUCUGAUGGCAAUUCAGUGGGUUCUAGGCCAGCUCUGCCUUUGUCAUUCAAGGAAGCCACCCUGGCCAAGAAGUUUGCCUUGAAGACAAGAAGUCAAAUCACCAAACGGAAACGAAUGUCACUCAUCAAAGAGAAGAAAGCUGCACAGACGCUCAGUGCCAUUUUAUUUGCCUUCAUUAUUACUUGGACCCCAUACAAUAUCAUGGUUCUGGUAAACACAUUUUGCGAACAUUGUAUCCCCAAAACAUUUUGGAACCUGGGGUACUGGCUUUGCUACAUCAAUAGCACAGUAAACCCUAUGUGCUAUGCACUGUGUAAUAAAACAUUCAGAACCACUUUCAAGAUGUUACUACUGUGUCAGUGUGACAAACGUAAACGACGUAAGCAACAGUAUCAGCAGAGACAGUCAGUCAUUUUUCAUAAGCGGAUUCCCCGAGAAGCUUCCUAGAGUUGCAUUUUUACACAAUAGAAACAAAUAUUAAUAGGAUUGCAAAAAUGAAAGGGGGGUUGCUGGAGCUGGCUUCAUCUUCAAUAAGUAAGUGGAGAAGCUGGGUGUAUGCAUUAUCCUUUAAUAUUUCUUGUUUAAUGUAACUCUUUAAACAUUAAGCAAAAAACAAAAUGAUCACAAAGGUUUUUCUAAGGAAUAAUCAGAGCUGUGUAGGUCUUCCUACAAAAGUCCACAAAGCUGCAUAUGAAAGCUAUUAGUGAUCCACAUAUUUCUCUAAUUCUCCUGUUAAAAAUCUGUUCUGGGUUCUCAGGUGAGCACUUAUAGUUAGCCUCUUGCCAACUAUUUCUGGAGGAGUCCAAUGGGCUCUAUUGCUAAUCAGAAAUUUGGCAGGUUAUUUAUUUUAAAGAGAGUGUUCGUGCAUUUUAAACAUUGUAUAGUUGCCCCAAAUGUCUAAGAGGUCCCCAUCCUCUCCUCUUUUGGGUGCAAUGUCAGUUCUUUGGCUCAUAUUUUGAAAGAUCCUGUGCAGGAAGAACACCUUACGCACUCAGAAUGUGUCAUCUGUAUACCAGGAAAAGUUGGUCCUUAGUGUGACUGUAAGAUAUGAGCAACCUAAGGGGCCUCUGAAAUGUCUUUUUCAACUCUAAUUUAUAUUUUGUUAUUUAUUAUGACAUUUUGGCUUUUCAUAAAAAUGGUAAUAUCUAUAACACACACACACACCCACACACAGUACAAGAAUAAUAAAAAGGCACAUAUUAUUAUUUCUUUUUUCCAGUGGAACCGGGUAUCAUGUAUGUUUCAUACAGGGAUGUACCUUGAACAGCUAAUUAUCUCUCAACUGAAGAUGUGAGUCCACAUGCAGAUGACCAUAUCUGUACUUAAGAUAAGAGAUAGCUUCGUGUGAUGAAGACUAUAUUCUCUAAUGGCUGUACUGCAUUGAGAGUGAACGUCACAGACAGAUUUUCAGCCUAGUUCUCAGACUUGGAUUGUUCACUACAAUGGGAUAAUAGUGCCUAGUGUAGUUCUAGGUAUCUCUGUGCUUCUUAAAAGUCGGAGUAGAUUAGAUAUCCCACUCCUUCUUCUGUCUUGGAUAAAUGUUAGGGAACAAGUAUAAGUCCGAUGGUAACACCAGCAAGAAGUCAGAGAUAUGUUUAUCCCAAUGUGUUUGCUAACGGAUGUGGAAGGACAAAGAAUCGGUGGAAUAAGCACAUUGAUUCUCUCCAGUUGGCAGGCACACAGCCAGUCUGCACCAAGAGAUUUUCAGAACCAGCGUGUGUCUCUAUUUUAUGCACAUUUAGAAAGCAUUUUUAAACAUGGAUGGGGGAAAAUUAUGUAUUUUUUUAAAGAAAUGACCUGGCACUUUCCAAAAUGCUUGUCAAUUUUGAAAGCUUCUGUGUUGUUAAUGAUUUUGUUGUUAUUGCUGUUGUUGCUUUUACAGCUGGUAGUGGAAACCUCUAAAUUUGUGCAGUACAAUGUCCCCAAUUUAUGUAAGUUGUUUGCUAUUUUAAAUAGCGAAGCACCUUCUCAGAAUGACAAAAAAGGGCUUUAAUAUUUAUAGUUGAUAUGUGAGCAGUGAUUCCUGGUACCCGAGUCAGUACCUGAGAUCUUGGAAACAACCCACCAUGCUAUUAUGCAACUCCCGUUCUAUGUGGUGUUUGCAGCGGAGAUGCUCAAAGUGGAUUGUGCUUAUACUGUACUUUCUAAAAGUCAGGACUUCCCUUAGGACAGGACUGUACUUUUAAAGCAUUGUCUCAGAUUAGAUUUAUUUACAUUUUUAAAAGUACUUUUGUAUGUUAUGCUUUUGACAGACCAAGGUUUCAAGGGGUCAUUUCCCUGUCUCUUUUUCUUUUUGACCUGACACUCAGAUCUGACAAAAUAAAUAAAUGAAUAAGCAACUUCCUUUAUCAAAGAAGGGAAGAAAUCAGUGUUGUGAACACAUAACUGGUAUAAAAGCUGCUUUUGUAUUCAGUGUGAGAUGGUGUUUACAGACGAUUUUGACAACAGUGGAAGUAUAUUAAAUAGUGUAUGUAUCUGAGCUAUUUCAUUUUUGUAUUAAUAUGGAGAUCUAUUUAUACAUACAUGCCAUCAAAAUGUUUAAUUUAAAUGUUAAGUACUGCUUUUUGGUCUUCAACUGUAAUGUCCUCUAAAAGCAAACUAUAAAAGGUAUGCUUGGGAAAUGAACAGAGUUUUCAGGUCUGCACGUUGCCAAUUGUGGUAGUUUGCUCUUGUGUGCAAAUAGAAGAUUCCAGGUGGGCAACUUUGAAACUGUCCAGAAUAGGAAAUGGUAGCCCUCAAUCCUUGAAGAAGAGGGCCAUGUUCAAGAUCUAGAAAUCACAGGAAGGGGGUAGAUGCCUCUUUCAUGUACAACAGAAAGCAACUAGUCAAACCUCCAUAUUUUCUGGGAUUAGGAGCACAAGACUCUUGUGAAAGCAAAAUACUGCAAAAGAAUUUUUUUUUGUUUAUCCUGACAGAACAUCUCUCUAGGAAUUUCUAGGUCUUCCAGCAUCACUCUAAGGCGGACUUGCACUGGAAGCUGACCAUAGGAUAGCAUUGGAGGACCUGUGGAUUCCUAGAAAGAACAUUUUAAUAAAAAUCUGUGAAUAAUCUGCAAAUGUGGAGGGAUGUCUAUAAUGUGAAAUGGGUUAAAGUUGUUGCCUUUUUUCUGGCUGAGCUCUUGUGUCCCUAAGGGUCACACAACAUACAUACAUUGAAAUCAUAUUGUUCGCUACCAUGGAAGAGCAACUGUAUUGUGCAGAAUCCAGUGGUGUUGAUUGGGACUUUUGGGAUUUUUUGGCCUGUCAUACUUUGUGAGUGCAGAAGACAUUACAGAGUUAAAGAUAAGAACUUGAAAAAAAGCUGAACCAGUUCAAAUUAUUUUUGCUAACUAAGGCAGAGAACACAAUGGCAUCAUCAGUCUCAUUCAGCAGAAAAACACUGACCAAGGUAAAAGUUGACUCUUCCUUCAGUACUAGCACCAGGGCAUAAUCUUCCACCAUACCUAAAGCCAGCAGAUUUGUAGGGGGUACAUGGUAAGCUUGAUGGUAAUUACUUUCUGUUCUCCAGGCCCUAUUGCUGAGUCUUGUUCUCCUGCAAUUGCUAUUUAAGGCUGACUCAUUAUUCCCGGUCGUAAGAUUGAAUCCAGAAGAAAAAAGGAAACAGAAUUUACUCCUUCCGCCAGGAGCCAAGUUCUUUAAUCUUCUGGCAUCAAAGGAUACAGUAGCAUCUUGCUACAGAAAUCAGGCCACAGUGCCUUAGACACUGUUCUGUAGAAAUGUGGAGCACAAAUUCAAAUCACAUAUGAGUUAAUAAACUAUAAAAUGGGAAUUAUCCAAUGAAUUAUCCAAUUCACCCCAAACUGAUCAUCAGACCAAUUUUUCUUUUGUUAACUCAUCUUUGCCCAUAAGCUACAAAAGGUUUUUAGGAAACCAAUACAUCCAAGGUACAUCUGAAGCAUCAAUUUAUACUUUGAAUACAAUUGUGUGAAACAGGACCAGGAAGUUACUCUUUUUUUCUUUUAAAAAAGUAGUUUCGGGACAGAGAUAUUAAGAGUACAGAAAGAAUGGGCGAGGGAGGCAAAGUAUAUUUAAACUGAAGAUGUAAAGAAUAGUCAUAGAUUUUUCUCCUCUUUGAUGGCAGAGUUUCAUUUGAUGGCAGCCACUACAGGAGUUUUCACUCUCUAAUAAGAAGGAAAAGAUGAAAGUUAGGGAGGAAUGUUUUCAGUACUGCUGCUGUUUUUGGUCAGGUUCUGUGCCAAAGGUAAUGUUUUUUUUCUGCAAAAAAAACCCACAUGUGCACCAAAAAUGUAUAUUUUAUCCCAAAAAUUGGUUGUACAGGACAUUUAUGAUCAAUUACAUAAAAAUAAUCUUUGUUCAAAUAUUUCCUUCCUUCCUCACCCAAAGACUUAAACUGCAAAAAUUAGAUAAAAUAAAAUAAUGUGGUCCCAAAAUUUCUUCACCUUGUCUAGUGGAUAAAAAUAUGCACUACUUUUAAUUUGCAAAGAUGAAAUACAGAAAAAAUAAAUCCCUGCCUUAAACCAUAUCUACGGCAUCAGUGUUGCCAUUCAUUCCUUGAACACUCCUUGUACAAUAGGUUUUCCUAUCUUGCGUUUCCUGUCCAGUCACCAAAAAGAAAGGCAUGGAUUUUGAUCCUUAUAAGGUUGUGGUACAACUUAAAGCAGUUAUAAUCAAAUACGCCAGAAGUAAAUAUCCUAUGGGCAUUUAGCACCAGUAGUUUAUUUUAGCAAGUGGCAGAAUGCCCCCGAGUGAGGUGAUAGGCUUCUCCACUUUGCCUCUCGGUCCUAUCUGCACACAAUGCCAGCAAAGACUGGAACUGAUGACCAAGCUUGUUAGGGAUCCACAUGGAAAAAAUAUAUAUAUUGCAAACUGAAAGGCAUUUCAUUGCUCAAGGUCACCUUGCAAUUAAUGAUUGAUCAUAUAUAUAUAUAUAUUUCCAUAUUGUUUGCUACUUGCAGUAAGUCCAAUUUCCUGUAAUAAAUUUGAGGAAGCCAGAGUACAGCAAGGAGACUAUCUUGCAUAUUGUGGAUCAACAAUGAUGGAAGAAGUUUUUUCAAUCAAAAUUUAGCAAUUUUCCUUGAAAAGUGAACUUGUCACUACAUUCACAUGUGAGGAUCGUUUCUGGAGAAAUAAAAUAAAGAAACCUGAUGUUUUGACAUGUGAUGGUAUUUGCAAAUGUCAUUUAUAAUUAUCCUGUAACUAUAAAAUGUUCAAAGACUUGUUAAUGGAAAAGUGCAAUUCUAAAAAAAGAUUGUGAUUGAUUUUAUUUUUCUUAUUUUGUGUUUGUGUGUGCACGAACAUGCAUGUGCAUGCAGGAAGUUGACUGAACCAUCUAUAGAGGGUACAGAUAGGUUUAGAUUCAUUACAACUUUUCUCAAAGGAAGACCCAGUGCCCACAACCCGCAUUAGGCAUCUAGUUCCAAGAGUGCCUUAGCAACAAGAUCUUCAGAAAAAAAAAUCUCCUGUGGCUUUAAGUAACUUAUGAGCUACAUCCUGAUAUUAAUACAAAUUAGCAAGAAAAGGUGUAUCUGCAAUGGCUAGGUUAGGCCUUUCUUUCAUUCUGUUAACUGAUAGUAGAAGUGAUUGUACUGUUUGGUGAUGUGCCAACACUUAAUAAAUAAAUACCUUGCAAUGAGAUGCCUGGAUGGUGUCUCACUGCAAGCACAGUUAAAGCAAACCUAGGACGGGUGAUGCUGCCAUUGUGGAUCAGAGCAGGAAAUAAAUAAAUACACAUAUAUGCACGCACACACACAUACACUAAAGAAUUAUUUAUCCGAUGCUCUCCUUGCACAUUAGCUUGUCUCUUAUUUUGAAUCCUGAUGUCUUACAUAAUGACUGGAAUCCUGUUAGUAACAUACAUACAUGUAGCUUAUUAUAAGAGACAAAUGUGUCUUGUUUCUGAGCCAGAGUGAUGUAGUGGUUUGAGCAUUAGACUGAGACUCUCGAGACCUAGGGGUUUGAACCUCAUUCAGUGCAUGCAAAUCCACUGGGUGACCCUCAGCAAGCCACAUGUCUCAGAAGACGGCAAAGGCAAAUCUCUUUUCUGAACAAAUCUUUCCAUGAAGACCUGGUGGUAUGCUCACUGUCAGGUUGCCAUGAGUUAGAACUGACUUGAAUACACACAACAACCAGACACCUUGUUGGGAUAUAGAGAAAGGGCCUAUUUACCAGCUCCUCAUACAUUGUCCAAUUUUGUUUUUUUAACAAAACAGCUCUCAAGCCCUAGGAGACACUCUGUGGCAGCCUUUUACUGCCUGGGAGUGGGGACAACCAAGCAACAUGGAAAAAGAAAGGAGACCAGUUUCCCAGAACAAUGUAGUGCAUCUUGGUUAACUGCCCCCAACCACUAAUUGGCCAGAUUAUAACCCUUUAAGACUUGAUAGCUGCCUUGGGGGAAGUUAGCUGCACAGAGCUGAACAUGCCAAGCAUUAUUGACCCAUGUGUUCCAGUACAGAAGCACACAUGGUUCUGUUAGAAGGAUGUCUAUCAAAUGUUUAACAAAAAACAUCUUGCAAAGAAGUACAAUCCCCAUAUUUUCCCUAAUACAAAUGUUGGUGGUGAUUUGCCUACUUUAAUUCUCGUUAUUCAACUCUCUACUCAAGUUAGUUCCACAUGACCUUCCUUCAUCCCUCUCUUGCUUCAAUAAAUUCGAUGCAAAUCACACAUAACUUCUUGGCAAGUAAAAUUACCAAGCGACACCUCAGUUUUUUCAAUUGUCAGGCACUAGAAUGCUUCUUCUAAAUUACUCUUUGUGUGCCAACACCUAACAACUAAUCAUCACAGGGGAAAGGCAGAUCCAUAGAGAAAAGUACUUUGUUAACAAGCUCUUAUUAUUCAUAAAUCUUAGUUCUCUGUAAUUAAAACUUAGAUAAAUUAUUAAGAAAAGGUUUUUGAACUGAUUGUUGAAUUGAUGUUAACAUCAUAAAGCUAAAAUUCUAGCUUUUAAAUACCAAUCAUUGUGUAGAUGUUACUACAAAUUAUGGCCCUCUAAACAAGGAAUCACUUGUAUCCCUUCCUUCCUAUCUCCCUUCACAAAUAAGUUCAAUAAUUUGCUCUUAUUUUGUUUGAUUUUAAACCCCCUUCCCACAAAAUUCUUUAUUUUAUUUUUAUUUUAUUUUGCAUUUUAUCAGCACAAGCUCUGUUGUAAAGUUACAAGACGAUUUAGCCCUGUGUCAUCUUGGAAUCAAGUACAUUAAUAGAAGCAUUAAUAGAAGCUGUGAAUUUCAUGUUUUUUCUUGAGUUGCUGCUCAUGAUUCACAAGACAAAACCUUUGAAAAGCAUAUUUUUAUUACUUUUUAUUCACCCUAUUUAUAUCCUGCUUUUCUCUACCCCAAAGGGGACUCAAGGCGGCUUACACGUGGCAACCAUUCAAUGCCAUUAAUACAUAAAAAUUAAGCUUAGAAUAGAUUGAGUUAAAAACUAAUACAUAUUAAUAUCUAAAAACAUUAUAUUCAAGAUAAAAUCACACCAUCCAAAAAUCAUAGUCUGAGGCCAUUCCAUAGUCAUUGCACAUAUGCUGCAUCCAUUAUUGCAGGGGUCCCCAAACUAAGGUCCGGGGGCCGGAUGCGGCCCUCCAAGGUCAUUUACCUGGCCCCUGCGCCCUCAGUUUUAUAAUAUAAUAUUUUUAUAUCAGUUUUAAUAAUAUAAUAUAUUGUAUAUACAUAUAAUAUUGAUAAUAAUAUUAUGUUAUACAAUAUAAUACUAAUAAUACCAUAUAAUAAUAUUAAUUAUAUGUUAUAUAUUACAUAUAAUAUGACAGUAUAGUGGUAUAGUUCAAUAUGAUGAUAUAUAAUGCUAAUAUAGUGCUAUGCUAAUAAUAUAAUAUAUUGUAUGUACAUACAGCUGCUCCGAGUCCCCUUCGGGGUGAGAAGGGCGGGAUAUAAAUGUAGUAAAUAAAUGUAGUAAAUGAAUAAAUAAAUAAUUUUUGACCUAGGCUUGCCCAAAGUCUGAUAUGACUUGAAGCACAUAACAACAACAAUCCUAAUUAACUUGACUAUCUCAUUGGCUAGAAGCAGGCCCACACUUCCCAUUGAAAUCCUGAUAGGCUUAUGUUGGUUAAAAUUGUUUUCAUUUUUAAAUAUUGUAUUGUUCUUUUAUUGUUGUUGUUAUUGUUGUUGUUGUUUUGCAUUACAAAUAAGACAUUUGCAGUGUGCAUAGGAAUUUGUUGGAUUUUUUUUCAAAUGAUAAUUCGGCCCCUCAACAGUCUGAAGGAUUGUGGACCGGCCCUCUGCUUUAAAAGUUUGAGGACCCCUGCAUUAUUGCACUAUGCAAUUCUCCGAAAGCCUGAUCCCAGAGCCAGGUUUUUACCUUCCUUCUGAAGGUAAAACUGUAUUAGGUAAUCUGCAUUAAGCAUCACAUGAUUUAUGGUGUCUCAAAGAAAAAGAUCAUGUGAGGUGUGCAACCUCCACCACACUCCGGGGCAGGGUAUUCCACUGCCAAAUAGGUCUCAUAGUUAGGAAGUUCUUCCUAAUGUUCAGGUGGAAUCUCCUUUCCUGUAGUGAAGUCAUUGUUCCACGUCCUAGUCUCUAGGGCAGCAGAAAAUAAGCUUGCUCCCUCCUCCCUAUGACUUUCCCUCACAUAUUUAUAUAUGGUCAUCAUGUCUCCUCUCAACCUUCUCUUCUGUAGGCUAAACAUGCACAACUCUUUAAGCCACUCCUCAUAGGGCUUGUUCUCCAGACCUUUGAUCAUUUUAGUCGCCCUCCUCUGGACACAUUCCAGCUUGUCAACAUCUCCCUUAAAUUGUGAUGCCCACAAUUGGACACAGUGUGAUUCCAGGUGUGGUCUAACCAAGGCAGAAUAGAGGGGUAGCAUGACUUCCCUGGAUUUAGACACUAUACUUUAUGCAGGCCAAAAUCCCAUUGGCUUUUUUUGCCGCCACGUCACAUUGUUGGCUCAUGUUUAACUUGUUGUCCACGAGGACUCCCAAGAUCUUUUUCAGAUGUACUGCUGUUGAGCCAGGCGUUCCCCAUUCUGUAACUUUGCAUUUUUUUUCUGCCUAAGUGGAGUAUCUUGCAUUUUGUGAGUUUUGGCCAAUCUCUCUAAUCUGGGGUGCUUUGAAUGUUAUUUUCCUGCUUCUUGGCAGGGGAUUGGACUGGAUGACCUGUGAGGUCUCUUCCAACUCUAUGAUUCUAUGAUCUGCUCCUGCGAAAAUUAUAUGAAAAUGAAUAAAUAUGAAAUCAUAUAAAAUUAGUAAUAACAAAAUGUAUCCUUAUCAAUAGAUCCACCAACUGUAGUUUUACUUAAUUUAUUUCUAUAUGAGUAACAACAGCCCUGGUGGCGAAGUGUGUUAAAGCACUGAGCUGCUGAACUUGCAGACUGAAAGGUCCCAGGUUCAAACCCCGGGAGCGGCAUGAGCGACUGCUGUUAGCUCCAGCUUCUGCCAACCUAGCAGUUCGAAAACAUGCUAAUGUGAGUAGAUCAAUAGGUACCACUCCGGCAGGAAGGUAACGGCGCUCCAUGCAGUCAUGCCGGCCACAUUACCUUGGAGGUGUCUACGGCUUAGAAAUAAUAAUAAUAACUUUAUUUUUAUACCCCACCCCAUCUCCCCGAAGGGACUCGGGGCGGCUUACAUGGGGCCUUGCCCGAUACAACAGUAUAAUAACAAUAACAGAACAAUAACACAAUUAUCCCAACAAUAAAAACAUCAGCAUCAAUUAAAUAGUCAUUAAAAUCAACAUACAGCAUAAAAUGUUAAAAACAGGAGACUGGAGAUGAGCACCAACCCCCAGAGUCAGACAUGACUGGACUUAACGUUGGGGGAAACCUUUACCUUUACCUUAACAACAGAUACAAAUUUCAAUAUGUUAAAGAUGCAGGUGCUGAAGGCAAGGUAAGAAGGUAAGGUAAGAAGAUAAUCCUCUCCCAAGGCUGCUUUAAACAUCUUUGCACGUUCCCACCUUCCUGUAAAAUUCUGUAGAGUUGGUUGAUUGGUGAAUGAGGUCUUAAACUGAGGAGUUCCAAAAUAUAUUGUCUCCACUGUUGUCUCUGCUUCAGAAGACAAAAUACCAACAUCCUGCAUCACACAUGGAGAAAGAGAGCAGACUGGCCCCUGUAGUCCAGUGUAGCUUUCUCCUGCUUUGCUAGGCUUAGUGUGCCUAAUCCAGCUGGGUAAUAAAUGUCAGAAGCCCUCCUGUGGAUAUCUGGGCUUAUCAACAUCUUAGCUGCUGAAUGUGUCCCAAGAAAAUACAAGAAAAGUUAUGGAGUAUCUGUAUUGCAGAGCUAUGUGGGAGCACUCAUAGGCACAACAUCAUCAUCCUGGUACAACAUUUCAGAAGAGGUAUUUAUGGAAGUUGAUCCCCACCCACAAAGUUUGGGAGGAAAGUGUAACAUGCAGACAGCAAAAUCUGAAUGUAGAGAAACUAGUCCCAUGGUGAUCAUUCUUUCAGACUCUUAUUUUCAAGCUGACACUGUGUGCAGUGAAUUGUUUAAGCCUCAAUGCUUUUUCUCAUUCUUUUUAAUGCUCUCUAGAAACAGUAAUACAAAGCAACCAACAUAUUCAACUUGGCAAUGUAUUAAAGGUCUUGUUUAUGGAGCUCUUGAUUGGUUCAAAUGUAAUUUCGUUUGGACUCCCAUUCAUGCUGAAACUCCAGCCCUAACCAACGAUUAUUACACAAACCCAGUGUGCUGUCUGUAUCUUCUUCAUAGCCAGUUGCAGCCAAAUCUGCUUCCCUCUUGACUGUAGCUAUAUAUUCAUAUACACUUCCAUCCAUGCUCUGCUUAGUUAGGUGCACCUAAAACUUGCUAUGAUCACAGACAGAUAAUGUGCUUGUUGGCAGGGGUAUCAAUAGAACAAUUGGCAGUCAAGUAACAGGGAAAACAUGUUAAAAAAGAAAAGGGCACACACGGGGAGGCCAAAAGCAGUCUCUUUCUUGUAAAUGGCUAUUUUUAGCAUUAUGAUGAGGAUUUUUUCAGUUUGCUUAAAAAUCAUAGUCUUACAAAUAUUUAAGAUAUCAACAGUACUUCUGGCUCAUAGAAGCACUACUGCAACUAUACUCUAGUUCCUAGUAACAAUUAUUUUCCAAUAUGCAUUUUACAUUAAUAACAAAACCAUUUUGAGGAUAUUUUACUAACAAUGUACAGGUGAUGGGCUAAUUUAUGCAAGUCUUUCUGCCAUUCCACGUCAAACUUCCAACCAACAUAUGUGGAAAUGCUGGUAAGAUCUUUUGAAUUCGACUGUGUUUGUACAAUGUGAAUAAAUGUCAUUUUGAAAACUUAACAAGUCUCAUGAAAAGUUAACCCUUGUAUCCUGUUCUGUGCCCUCAGGGAUCCCCAUGUGGUACUCAAAUAAAGUAUAACAGACUAAAACUUCUCUGGAUGUAUCAGACUAAAUACCUGGAUGUAUCAGAUUAAAUCAUGACAAAAUUGUAAAUUAUGUGAUUGAAAUUGUAUGUAUAAUUUUCAGGUCUUCAAAAUAGUUGAAGUUUUAACUUAUUUGAGUUUUUAAGUUGCAAUCUCCUCAUAUUUUGAAAUUUUGUACACCUUGUAAAGUAAAAUAUUGUGUCACUUGUAAAUUAUUUUUGUUGCAAUGUACUGACUGACACAUGCUCAUUUCUAUAUGAAGUGUAUUGUUUAUUAAUUGCUUCUAAGGCAGCAAUAAACAUGAAAUUGUU